GCCCCGGCCCCGGCCAUGGGGACGGCGCCGGUCCCGCGGCGGGGGGGCUGGCUGCUGGCCGGCCUGGCCCUGCUGCUGCUGCUGCUGCUGGGCUGCGGGGCGGAGCCGGGCGGCGGGCUGGAGUUCCCGGGCGCCGAGGGCCAGUGGACGCGCUUCCCCAAGUGGAACGCCUGCUGCGAGAGCGAGAUGAGCUUCCAGCUGAAGACGCGCAGCGGCCGGGGCCUGCUGGUCUACCUGGACGACGAGGGCUUCUGCGACUUCUUGGAGCUGGUCCUGACGCGCGGGGGGCGGCUGCAGCUCAGCUUCUCCAUCUUCUGCGCCGAACCGGCCACCGUCCUGGCCGACACCCCGGUCAACGACGGGGCCUGGCACACGGUGCGGGUGCGGCGCCAGUUCCGCAACACCACGCUGCUGGUGGACGGCGCCGAGGCCAAGUGGGCCGAGGUGCCGUCGAGGCGGCGGGACAUGACGGUGUUCAGCGGGCUCUUCGUGGGCGGGCUGCCCCCCGCCCUGCUGGCCGCCGCCCCCCUCAAGCUGACCCGGCCCUCCGUGCGCGACCGCCCGCCCUUCCGAGGCUCCGUCCGCGACGUGCGCGUCGACCGGGCCCCGGCCGCCCCCCUCGACGGGGGCCUGGUCGGGCUGGACGAGGAGCCCCCCGCCGGGGGGCCCUGCCGGGAGGAGCCCGACGGGGGCGUCUGCCUCAACGGGGGCGUCUGCUCCGUCGUCGACGACCGGGCCGUGUGCGACUGCUCCAGGACCGGCUUCCGAGGCGAGGACUGCAGCCAAGAAGACAACUAUGCGGAAGGUCUGGCGCACCUGAUGAUGGGCGACCAAGGUAAAAGUAAAGGAAAAGAAGAAUAUAUCGCCACCUUCAAGGGUUCCGAAUACCUCUGCUAUGACUUGUCCCAGAACCCCAUCCAGAGCAGCAGUGACGAAAUCACCCUGUCCUUUAAGACCCUCCAGAGGAACGGACUGAUGCUUCACACGGGGAAAUCAGCCGACUACGUCAACCUCGCGCUGAAAAACGGAGCCGUCUCCCUGGUCAUCAAUUUGGGGUCGGGGGCCUUCGAAGCCUUGGUGGAACCGGUGAAUGGCAAGUUCAAUGACAACGCCUGGCAUGAUGUCAAAGUGACCAGGAAUCUGCGUCAGCACUCAGGCAUUGGACACGCUAUGGUGACCAUAUCGGUGGACGGCAUACUCACCACAACAGGAUACACCCAAGAAGACUACACCAUGCUGGGCUCCGACGACUUUUUCUAUGUCGGCGGCAGUCCCAGCACAGCCGACCUGCCGGGCUCCCCAGUCAGUAACAACUUCAUGGGCUGCCUCAAAGAGGUGGUCUACAAGAACAACGACGUCCGGCUGGAGCUCUCCCGCCUCGCCAAGCAAGGCGACCCCAAGAUGAAGAUCCACGGCGUGGUGGCCUUCAAGUGCGAGAACGUGGCCACCCUGGACCCCAUCACGUUCGAGACCCCGGAGUCCUUCAUCUCCCUGCCCAAGUGGAACGCCAAGAAGACGGGCUCCAUAUCGUUCGAUUUCCGCACCACGGAGCCCAACGGGCUGGUCCUCUUCAGCCACGGCAAGCCCCGCCACCAGAAGGACGCCAAGCACCCGCAGAUGGUCAAGGUGGACUUCUUCGCCAUCGAGAUGCUGGACGGUCACCUCUACCUGCUGCUGGACAUGGGCUCGGGCACCAUCAAGAUCAAGGUCCUGCAGAAGAAGGUCAACGACGGAGAGUGGUACCAUGUGGAUUUCCAGCGAGACGGACGCUCAGGUACUAUUUCCGUGAACACGCUGCGUACCCCGUACACGGCCCCCGGGGAGAGCGAGAUCCUGGACCUGGACGACGACCUGUACCUCGGGGGGCUCCCGGAGAACAAGGCCGGCCUGGUGUUCCCCACGGAGGUGUGGACCGCCCUGCUCAACUACGGCUACGUGGGCUGCAUCCGGGACCUGUUCAUCGACGGCCAGAGCAAGGACAUCCGGCAGAUGGCCGAGGUCCAGAGCACGGCCGGGGUGAAGCCCUCCUGCUCCAGGGAGACGGCCAAGCCGUGCCUCAGCAACCCGUGCCGGAACAACGGCCUCUGCCGCGAUGGCUGGAACCGCUUCGUCUGCGACUGCUCCGGCACGGGCUACUUGGGCAGGGCCUGCGAGAGAGAGGCGACGGUUCUGAGCUACGACGGGAGCAUGUUCAUGAAGAUUCAGCUUCCGGUGGUGAUGCACACGGAGGCGGAGGACGUGUCCCUACGCUUCCGCUCUCAGCGGGCCUAUGGCAUCCUGAUGGCCACCACCUCCCGAGAGUCCGCCGACACGCUCCGCCUGGAGCUGGACGCCGGGCGCGUCAAGCUAACGGUCAACCUAGACUGUAUCAGGAUUAACUGUAAUUCCAGCAAAGGUCCCGAAACGCUUUUUGCUGGCUAUAACCUCAAUGAUAAUGAGUGGCACACAGUGCGCGUGGUGAGACGGGGAAAGAGCUUAAAGCUAAUGGUGGACGACCAGCAAGCCAUGACAGGCCAGAUGGCGGGCGACCACACGCGGCUCGAGUUCCACAACAUCGAGACGGGCAUCAUCACGGAGCGCCGCUACCUGUCGUCGGUGCCCUCCAACUUCAUCGGGCACCUGCAGAGCCUGACCUUCAACGGCAUGGCCUACAUCGACCUGUGCAAGAACGGCGACAUCGAGUACUGCGAGCUCAACGCCCGCUUCGGCUUCCGGAACAUCAUCGCCGACCCCGUCACCUUCAAGACCAAGUCGAGCCACGUGGCCCUAGCCACGCUGCAGGCGUACACGUCCAUGCACCUCUUCUUCCAGUUCAAGACCACCUCCCUGGACGGCCUGAUCCUCUACAACAGCGGGGACGGCAACGACUUCAUCGUCGUGGAAUUGGUGAAAGGGUACUUACACUACGUGUUCGAUCUGGGCAAUGGCGCCAACCUGAUCAAAGGGAGCUCCAACAAACCCCUCAAUGACAACCAGUGGCACAACGUGAUGAUUUCCAGGGACACCAACAACCUCCACACGGUCAAGAUUGACACGAAAAUCACCACGCAGAGCACGGCCGGGGCCCGGAACCUGGAUCUCAAAAGUGACCUGUACAUUGGAGGCGUGGCCAAAGAGAUGUACAAAUCCUUGCCGAAACUGGUCCACGCGAAGGAAGGCUUCCAGGGGUGCCUGGCCUCGGUGGACUUGAACGGAAGGCUGCCCGACCUCAUCUCCGAUGCCCUGUUUUGCAACGGGCAGAUAGAGAGAGGAUGUGAAGUUGCAUUGAUGAAAGCUGACUUGCAAGGGCCCAGCACCACGUGUCAAGAGGAUUCUUGCGCCAACCAAGGCGUGUGCCUGCAGCAGUGGGACGGAUUCAGCUGCGACUGUAGCAUGACCUCCUUCAGCGGCCCGUUAUGCAAUGACCCGGGAACGACGUACAUCUUCAGCAAAGGCGGCGGACAGAUCACAUACAAGUGGCCGCCCAACGACCGGCCCAGCACGAGGGCUGACCGUCUGGCCAUCGGCUUCAGCACCGUACAGAAGGAAGCGGUCUUGGUCCGCGUGGACAGCUCUUCAGGGCUCGGAGAUUACUUGGAGCUGCAUAUCCACCAGGGGAAAAUCGGGGUGAAAUUCAACGUCGGGACGGACGACAUCGCCAUCGAAGAGGCCAACGCCAUCAUUAACGAUGGCAAAUACCACGUGGUCCGAUUCACCCGGAGUGGCGGCAACGCCACCCUGCAGGUGGACAGUUGGCCGGUGAUAGAGCGCUACCCGGCAGGAAACAAUGAUAACGAGCGCCUGGCGAUUGCUAGACAGCGAAUUCCAUAUCGACUUGGUCGAGUAGUUGAUGAAUGGCUACUCGACAAAGGGCGCCAGCUCACAAUCUUCAAUAGCCAAGCCAGCAUAAUAAUUGGCGGGAAAGAGCAGGGCUUCCCCUUCCAGGGCCAGCUGUCUGGGCUUUACUACAAUGGCUUGAAGGUUCUCAAUAUGGCGGCCGAAAACGACGCCAACAUCGCCAUAGUGGGGAACGUGAGACUGGUCGGCGAAGUGCCUUCCUCCAUGACCACCGAGUCCACGGCCACCGCGCUGCAGUCCGAGAUGUCCACCUCCAUCAUGGAGACCACCACGACGCUGGCCACCAGCACGGCCAGGAGAGGGAAGCCCCCGACGAAGGAGCCCGUCAGCCAGACCACCGACGACAUCCUGGUGGCUUCCGCCGAGUGUCCCAGCGACGAUGAGGACAUUGACCCUUGUGAGCCGAGCUCAGGUGGGUUAGCCAACCCGACGCGGGCGGGCGGGCGGGAGCAGCAGUUCCCGGGCUCGGCCGAGGUGAUCCGCGAGUCGAGCAGCACGACGGGCAUGGUGGUGGGCAUCGUGGCGGCGGCGGCCCUCUGCAUCCUCAUCCUGCUCUACGCCAUGUACAAGUACCGCAACCGCGACGAGGGCUCCUACCACGUGGACGAGAGCCGCAACUAUAUCAGCAACUCGGCCCAGAGCAACGGCGCCGUGGUCAAGGACAAGCAGGCCGCGGGGCCCGCCGGCGGGGCCGCCGGCGCCAAGGCCGCCGCCAAGAGCAAGAAGAACAAGGACAAGGAGUACUAUGUCUGAUCCCAGCGGCGGGCUCGCCCCGCGGACCCUCGCCCGGACCCCCGAGACCUGAACGCACCCCCGCCCCGGCCUCCCCCGCCCCCUCCACCCCGCUCCCCCGCCAGAGGACCACCACCUCACCCCCCUCCACACUUUGUACGAAGCACACACGGACCCGGGCCGGGAGGGCCGCGGCACGAGGACGGUCCGGCCGGCCGGCCCCGGGACCUUCGGGAGGGAAGACGGCCGGGGCCCCCGCCUCCUCCCGCGCCCCGCCCCCCCCAGAGCCGAGGAGCGUCACCGGGCGCGGCAGAGGCACAAAAGGAGCGUGAGACACAAUCGACGAGAAGCUACCUACGCGGCCGGAGGCGGCGGGGGGCCGAGGCGUGGUGGGGGGACACGCCGGUCCGGCCCCCGACGCCUCUUCCGGAGACUGACGCGGGAACGGCCGUGCCCCAGCCGACCCCCCCCCCCCGUCCCCCGACCCCUUCCCCCCUACCCCUUUCCGGUCGGGAGGGGAGACGGGGGUUGGCCAGAGGACACUCCGUUUCCAAACCGUACCCCGGCAGGAACGCAGCGAGAGGGCAUAGAUGCGAUCGUUGGGAAAUUUUCAUGCACGCUUACUACGUUAUUACAUAUGUUUAUAUAAAAAAAAAAACACAUCUCUGUGUGCUUUCUGGACCGUGAUCAGUGACGUUUUAUAGCCUGUUGUAUAGACGAUGCAAACUAUAUCCGCUCAUCGGCCAUUUUGGGUAAAGUUUGAUGUUCUCUUAGUAUUGCUAGGUAUAGAGAGUUUUUGCUCCAUCCGGAACCUCCGACCCCCUCCACCCCUUUGAGUUUUCUGCCCUUCCCGACCGCCACCCACUUCUCUCUGUCUCUCUCUGUCUCUCUCUGUCUCUCUCUCUCUCUCUCCCCCCACCCCCACUCUCCUCCGUUUGAUUUACAGCGUGUGGGGGUGGAGUGGGGGAUGUGUCAAUAAAGAGCGAGUCCGCUGGUUUCUUUCUUUCUUACCUGUACAGCCUCUGUUCGUUGCAAUUGAGUUUUAGUAGUUUGUACGGAAGAAGUGGAUUAGAAAGCAAAACAUAUAUAAAUAUAUAAUAUAUAUCUAUCUCUUGUAAACUUCCUCCCACCCUCCCCCGCCCCUCCACCUGGGUAGCCACUGACCAUAGCCAGGUUUGUUGGAUGGUAGAAGAUCUCCCCCCGGUCCCUCCCGGCAGCCCACCCCAUCCCACGCUCACCCCAAUUGGCCAAACUGCGGGAGGAGACCCCGACAGCCAGACAGACCACCUGACCUCCAAGCCCAACGGGCACGCUUGAAACGCCGCCGCGAAGAGGCCGCUUUUUUCCCCCGGGAGACGAGUAGCUCAAGGAACUCGCCCGGCUCCGACAAGGCCCCGGUCCCGACUCGCUCUGACCCCGGAGGGCCCGGCCGGAAAGUCCCCCGAGCUCCGGCCUCCCCCGCUUGGCCGCGAGGCGGGAACGGGAGCCCCCCGCCUUUCUCGGCACGUCCGGUGCUCGGGGGGUUCACAGCAAUAAAUCUCGGAGCCCCGCCGGGGUGGGGGACGGAGGUCCCGGAGGGGUCAAAACCCGCUCCACUGCCGCAAAGAGGUCGUGGCGGGGGCUCGGGAAGGGGGACGCGCACCCCCCUUUACAUGAGGAAUUUCCAGUUUCCUUUGACCAACCUCCCCCCGCCCCAAGGCGGAAAUAUUGGGGUGGGGGGCACCUCCCCCGAAAGAUCCCGGCUGUCUGGGCCCACCACCGAAAGGUGUCUCCCACCCCCACAAUCUGAUUUCAGUAGCCGCCCCCCCACCACACACACACACACACACACACAUCCCAAAUAUCUAUUUUUCUAACCCCGCCGGCUCUCCGGGGUGGCCCGGCUCGACCCCGCCAGAUUUCAGCCGAACUCAGGGAAGACGAAGGCGAAAAAGCAAGAAUCAGCGGGCAACCCCAGAGUCCCCCACGCCCGGCUAUUCUUCCGUAGCGUAGCCGGGCCUCGCACCUCGCUGCCCGCGGAGGGCGGGAAAACCCGGGGCGCGUGGUGGCCGGGCCGGAGGAAAGGCGUCCCACCCCGUCCGGCGGCGAAAAGAACUGAGUCCUGACCCUGCCAUCCCCAGAGGGGGCAAAGGUCAGGGGUCACACGGAAUGGGGGGGAAGGGGGUGCGCUGUGGGAGAAUCCGACAGCAGCCAUCUUUAUGGUUUCAAACUACCUAACGGCAAUUCGAUUUCACCUCUCCGCCGCGCGUGUCCGACUGAGAUGGCUUCUUUUCUAUCCCUGUAACGUGCUGCCUUUUUUAAAAUGAAAGCCCGAAGCGAUGUGUGAGACCCCUCGCGCCCCCCCGCCCCUCUACCACCGCCCCCCUCCCGACAUCAGAGAGAGGUCAGAAAUGCCCCUAUAACCUUAUAGUGCUUUGUGUGAUUGAUAUUUAAGGGUUUUCUUUCGUUGUUGCAAGGCCUAUUUCUCCAUUACUGGAAAUGCUAAGCAAGUGGACUUUACUGUUUUGUUAAUAAAAUGUUUCUUAAUA
Ornithorhynchus anatinus (platypus) is the source of this 7097-nucleotide messenger RNA. RefSeq names its product neurexin 1 (gene NRXN1). Bases 16 to 4590 code for a protein of 1524 amino acids. The record is from RefSeq and is a predicted model, not a curated record. NCBI's taxonomy places the organism in Eukaryota, Metazoa, Chordata, Mammalia, Monotremata, Ornithorhynchidae. The transcript is spliced from 23 exons.